AUGGCAGCGCAGCUUAGCGCACCAGAGCAGGCUGCAGCCAGCAAGAGCCAUGGAGGCCUUGGGGGCAGCUACGAGGUGACUGUGUAUGAGCUGGAGAACUUCCAGGGCAAGCGGUGUGAGCUCUCGGCAGAGUGCCCCAACCUCACCGACAGCCUGCUGGAGAAGGUGGGCUCCAUCCAAGUGGAGUCAGGACCGUGGUUAGCGUUUGUGUGCAGGGCCUUCCGUGGGGAACAGUUUGUCCUAGAGAAAAGAGACUACCCUUGCUGGGAUGCCUGGUCCAGCAGCCGCCGCCACAAUGACAUUCUCCUGUCCCUCCGGCCUUUGCACAUUGACAUUCCAGACCACAAGCUGUACCUGUUUGAGAGCCCUGCCUUCAGUGGGCGCAAGAUGGAGAUCAUGGAUGAUGAUGUGCCCAGCCUGUGGGCCCAUGGCUUCCAGGAUUGUGUGGCCAGUGCCCAUGCCAUCACUGGGACGUGGGUUGGUUACGAGUUCCCUGGCUACCGAGGGAGCCAGUACAUGUUCGAACGAGGCGAGUACUGCCGCUGGAAUGAGUGGGAUGCCAACCAGCCACAGCUGCAGUCAGUGUGCCUCAUCAGAGACCAGAAGUGGCACAAGUGGGGCUGCUUCCUCAGCAGCUGAGGGACAUGGGUCCCUGGGGGCCUUCGCCUGUCCCUGGGACGGCCAGGGCAAGAAGAGGAGGCCACGGGGCCGGAGCAGGGCUGACCUGUGCACCUUCC
This is a messenger RNA of Nannospalax galili (Upper Galilee mountains blind mole rat), 737 nucleotides long. RefSeq names its product crystallin beta B3 (gene Crybb3). Bases 1 to 639 code for a protein of 212 amino acids. The record is from RefSeq and is a predicted model, not a curated record. The transcript is spliced from 5 exons. Gene Ontology annotation, molecular function: structural constituent of eye lens. NCBI's taxonomy places the organism in Eukaryota, Metazoa, Chordata, Mammalia, Rodentia, Spalacidae. Gene Ontology annotation, biological process: visual perception; lens development in camera-type eye.